ACAUGUACCUCAAAUAUACCUUUUGUGUACGUAUAUCUUUCAGUACCUUUAUUAUGUACACAUUCAGUUGUAUGUUUUGGUUUUGUUUGCAUGUGUGGUUCAGCAACCGUGUGCUUGUAUGGAGGUGUAAGGAGAGUGUGAAGUUUGCAGCGCGUGUAAUAUCUGGUUGUGUGGGUUUUGCAGGUGAUAAUGCGGGAUCACACGUCCAGUGUUCAUGUGGAGGAGCUGCUGAGGCAGUCUCAGAUGGAGUUACAGUGGAUCCAGAGACAGCUGGCCAUGAUCACUGCCAGAAACAUACACCAUCACCACCUGCACGCCAAGGGCAAGUUAAGAUGUGAAGUUUCAUCCCAGCAAGCUACAGGACACGCCGUCUACUAUGUGAACCGCUUUCGAUUGCUGGAGGAGAGAAACCGAGCCCUGAAGAUUGAGGUAGCUACGCUUCGCCAAGAGAAACAACAGUAUAGGAAACUGAAAGCGAAGCUCCAUGCUGCCUUGCAGGAGAAAAAUCGUCUGAACCUUGAGCUUAUCAACCACCACCUGAAGGCAUCCAAGUAUGACCAGGUGCGAUCAGACUAUGACCAGCUGAGAGAGACCUUUGCUGUAGUGAGCCAGGAGAGAGACGUGGCCCAGCAGCAGAGGAGCCAGCUCGAAGACAAAGUGGAGAACCUGGAGCAGGUUCUGAAGCAUAUGCAUGAGGCUGUAGAGCUGAAGCAGCAACUGCAGAUAGAGCAUGAGCAAGCCUUGGUGGCCCUUCACACCAAGCAGAAGGAGAUCAAUCAACUGCAAAAGGUCAAGGUUCGUGACCUGGAGCAGAAAUGCAGAUCACAGAGUGAACACUACCACCAGCUGUCCAAAGAGCUGCUGAAUUUCCAUUUGCAGUCGGAUACUGUGGACAUCCUUAAAAUUAAUCCCACUUCCACAUCCCAGAUUCCUCUUUCGCAACAGAAGAAACUCUCACAAGUUAUUGUUGGAGCCCAGCCAGAGACAGGCGAUGAGUGCGCGGCAAACACGCCGCUACUGAUCUCCCAGUUCUUGCCCUGCACACCACUGACUGGAGACAGAGAAAGACCAGAACUGCUGUCUGUCAAUUCCAGCACCGUGAUAACGGACCGACCCAGCAGCCCUCGACAGCUGACCCCCUCAGAGAUGGAGGAUGAGGCCAGCCCAUCACCCAGGUCCAAGCCUCGCUACACAGGCCAGGUCCGCCUUUGCACUGCCCGUUACAGUUACAACCCUUACGAUGGACCAAAUGAGCAUCCUGAAGCAGAACUCCCCCUUGUUGCUGGAAAGUAUCUGUACGUGUAUGGAAACAUGGAUGACGAUGGCUUCUAUGAAGGAGAGCUGCUGGAUGGCCAGCGAGGACUUGUUCCUUCGAACUUUGUGGAGUUUGUCCAGGACAAGGAAAAACCAGCGAUUCUGUCAGGGGAGGGAGGGGAUGAUCUGGGCCCACUGGACCAUAACCCCCUGGCCUUGACAGCAGUGGAUGGAGGUGCCUCCCAGGAUGGCCUCCUGGGCUCAGCUAACGCCUUGGUUCCCUGUAGCAAUGGGACAGGGGGGCCCCUGGACCCUGAGGACAUGGCUGAAGACGUUGUGCCUUACCCCCGAAAGAUCUCCUUGAUCAAGCAGCUGGCACGGAGCGUCAUUGUGGCCUGGGAGCCUCCAUAUGUGCCUUUGGGCUGGGGGAACAUCUCUGGCUACAACGUGUUAGUAGACGGUGAGCUUCGUGCCAGUAUAGUGUACGGUGGACGGACCAAGUGUUUGCUGGAGAAACUGGACCUGGACGGCUGCGUCCAUCGCGUGUCAGUGCAGAGCAUCACCGACCGGGGUUUGUCAGACGAGUUGCGCUGUACCGUGCUGGUAGGAGCCAAUGUUGUGGUGGCGCCGUGUGGUCUGCGGGUGGAUGACAUCCAGCGUGACACUGCUGAGCUCUCCUGGUUACCUAGCAACAGUAACUAUGGUCACACCGUGUUCUUGGACGGGGUAGAGCACGCAGUGGUAAAGCCAGGAAGGUAUAGACUACGCUUCCUCAACCUCAAGCCCCUGACGGUGUACAAAGUGACGGUGGUGGCACAGCCGCACCAGGUGCCAUGGCAACUGCCGCUGGAGCAGAGAGAGAGGAAAGAAGCUGGUGUGGAGUUCUGCACUCAGGCUGCAGGUCCAACACCAUAUUGCAGAACAGGACCUCCCAUGCCUCCCCAGGAUGUACAGGUGCUCUGUGGGCAGGCUCCAGGGGUCCUACAGGUCCACUGGAAGCCCCCCAUUCUCUCUCCUACAGGCACAUCUAACGGGGCAAAUGUGGUUGGCUACGCAGUCUGCACUAAAGGACAGAGGAUAGCUGAGGUGUUGUACCCGAUGGCAGACUAUGUUACAGUCGAGCUGACAAGGAUUCAGUGCCUGGAGGCCAGGGAAGUCAUCGUUAGGACGCUGUCAGUACAGGGAGAAUCCCAGGACUCCCAAGUCGCCGUCAUUCCAAACAACCUGCUCGUGCCUCUACCUGCGCUUCCCCUGCCACCGCCAAUGCACCCCCACGCAGGCCCCCCUCCACACCCCCAUGUUCAGCCCCACCUCCAAUCCCCUCACCUUCCUCAUGCCACACCCCAACUUCCUGCUCCACCCCAGGCACAUGGGCAACCCCAUCCUCAACACCCUCAACCCCACCCCAGACACUCCCACCCAGGUGGACCCCCGCAACCCCAGCUUCGACCCCCACACCCUCAGCCCCAGCCCCUACAUUUUCAGCCGCGCCCGCCCCACCAUGGUCCCAGGCCCCAGCACCAACUGCCUCUGCUACCCCACCCCCAACACCCUAUACCUCAGAGACCAGUAUGUGCCAGAGAUCUGGAUGCCAAAGAGCACGCGGCCCACCACGGGGGAGCUAUUCCACCUGGCCAGUCUGGCUGGGACCCCACACGCUCUCCUUCUUCCCAGCCUCCUGGGCCCAUGCAAGGUCACACUCUUGAGGCACCUCCCUCUGCCAAUCCACGCUCCCCGUCCCCACAGCGUAUUCUUCCGCAGCCCCGAGGCACACUUAUUCCGGACACGGUGGCCAAAGCCAUUGCUCGAGAAGCAGCGCAGAGGGUGGCGGCAGAAAGUGGCAAGGGGGAAAGGAGGCAGGGCAGAUACGGAGAGCAGGGUCAUUCAUUUCACCAGCAUCACUCUGACGAGGAAGAGGAGGACGAGGAAGGCUUCACGCGCGGCCGUCGGAGAGGACCCUCAGUCGACGAGUUCCUCAGAGGCUCUGAGCUGGGGAGGCCGCCUCACUAUAGUCACAAUGAAGAUUAUCACAGCGAAAGCAGCCGGGGCUCUGACCUGUCUGACAUCAUGGAAGAGGAUGAGGAGGAGCUGUACUCUGAGAUGCAGCUGGAAGAGGGACGCCGACGCAACUCGCACAACACACCCAAGACAAACAAUCGCGCUGGAGGCCGUCAGGACCGGGAAACUGGGAGAAGAAUUAAUCAUGGCGGUUCUCAACCGCAGAGACGACCUCUAAUGGUCCCCUCCAUUGAUGGCUACAGGGACCGGGAUCGCCGCUCACCCACAUACUACGAUGAGUCAGAGGCCGAGGAGUCCUUCCGGAUCUUCGUGGCCCUCUUCGACUAUGAUCCUCUGUCCAUGUCCCCCAACCCAGAUGCCGCUGACGAGGAGCUGCCCUUCAAAGAGGGGCAGAUCAUUAGGGUGUAUGGUGAUAAAGACACAGAUGGCUUUUACAGAGGAGAAGUGAGAGGCAGAAUGGGUCUGAUCCCCUGUAACAUGGUGUCAGAGAUACGAGCGGAGGACGAGGAGACCCUGGACCAGCUCAUUAAACAGGGCUUCCUGCCACUCAGCACCCCCGUGGACAGAAUAGAGCAAAACCGAAGAGGCCUCCGCCGAGAUCAGGCCUCGAGGAGGAUGGUGGCUCUGUACGACUACGACCCCCGAGAGAGCUCCCCUAAUGUUGAUGUCGAGGCUGAGCUGACCUUCUGUGCUGGUGACAUUAUUGCUGUCUUUGGAGAUAUUGAUGAAGACGGAUUCUAUUAUGGUGAGAUGAACGGCCACCGUGGUCUGGUUCCCUCUAACUUCCUGGAAGAAGUGCCUGAUGACGUGGAGGUGUAUCUGACUGAUACGCCGUCCCACUACCCCCAGGAAGAGCCUGCCAACCGGCCCCCUGCUAACUCUGCCGCAACCGUCUCAGAGGGCAAACGGGUUACCACAGAAACCACUGACACGGUAGACAACGACGCCACGCCUGUACGAGCUCCGUCCCCGAUUGUCCGGCCCCUCCUCCCAGGCACCAUGAGACCCCUGAGUCCUACGAGGGGCCCCCACAUUCCGCUGGACCUCCGGGACCCCAGGGACUCCCAAGAUCUGGCAAACAAGAAGAAGAAAGGACUACUUUCCAAGGGGAAGAAGCUGCUGAAGAGACUCUCCCCUGUGAAAUAAAACACACAAAAAAAGAAGCAUACAUGUACAAAUACGUGCACAUGCUGGGCUCUGUAUAUUGCAUCCAUACAAUCAACUCUGGUCUCAACAACACAUGACAGAGAGGAUGUGAGCUUUGUCUCCAGGACUGCGUGAGCCUAUUUGAAUAUAACCAGUGAUACAAUUAUUCAUGUUUGGUGAUGGAUACAAAUCAACUAACUGAUGUACAGUGCAGUGCCAAAAUCAAGAGAGAGGUCACCUGCAGACACAAAAAACAUAUUACUGUGAUGUAUUUUAAAUCAACAGAUGACUAAAACAAAAAAAACCAACUAGGAUUUUCAUGACAUGUAUUUUUUCUUUAUCAUUUAUUUUAAGCAGGGUAGCCGUGAAAACAUACAUCUAAGUUUCUA
Molecule: messenger RNA, 4808 nt
Organism: Morone saxatilis (striped sea-bass)
Lineage: Eukaryota; Metazoa; Chordata; Actinopteri; Moronidae
Product: RIMS-binding protein 2
Exons: 23
Coding region: 190-4419 (1409 amino acids)
Biological process (GO): neuromuscular synaptic transmission
Molecular function (GO): protein binding
Source: RefSeq, a predicted model, not a curated record